Messenger RNA from Rotaria sordida, 291 nucleotides. The record is from the annotation of a GenBank genome assembly. NCBI's taxonomy places the organism in Eukaryota, Metazoa, Rotifera, Eurotatoria, Philodinida, Philodinidae.
AUGAAAAUUAUUUGUUUGUAUGGUAAAUUGGAUAUAUGUUAUAAUAAUUGGAUUUAUCGAACUCGUGUUGCGCCAGUGAAGCAUGAUUCAUCUCAACCAAAACCAACAGGUACAUUAUCGAUUUCUCCUCGUCCUAAAUCACCUGGAACGAUACAAAAACAAUCAUCUGUAGUACCACCCGAAGAUCCAACACAUAGAACAGUAAUAUCUGCUAUAGAAAUUCAUAAUGUUCUAACUGAACAAUCAAUAAAAAACGAUGUAACAAUCAAUAAUUCUAAUAAUAUGGCUUAA